Messenger RNA from Trifolium pratense (red clover), 864 nucleotides. RefSeq lists its product as uncharacterized. Bases 1 to 864 code for a protein of 287 amino acids. NCBI's taxonomy places the organism in Eukaryota, Viridiplantae, Streptophyta, Magnoliopsida, Fabales, Fabaceae. The record is from RefSeq and is a predicted model, not a curated record. The transcript has a single exon.
AUGCAAUUUAAAUGGUACGGAAAUCAGACUUUUUGUGAUAUUUUUCCUGAUUUGUAUGCUAAAGAAGCGAUCAAGAAUGUUAAGGUUUCUGAAAGUCUGCAAGGAAAUGGUUUAGUGCCAUUAUGGAAGUGGAAUUGGUCUGAAUCGUUGAGUGUGAACGAAGCUCAGCAGCUUACUGAAUUACAAGGUCUGUUCGAUGGUUUUUCCCUUCACAACAAUAAUCACGAUCAGUGGCGCUGGAUUCCGGAUUCGAAUGGAUUGUUCACGGUUAAAUCCUGUUACACGUAUUUAUUAGACCUGCGGCAGGUAGAGCUUCAAGAUGCUCAUGUGCUCGAGGCCAUUCAGCACCUUUGGAAGUCGGAUGUUCCUUCGAAAGUAAAUGUUUUCGAUUGGAGGUUAUUAUUAAACAGAUUACCAACUAGAGCAACUUUUCAUCACCAUGGUAUUUUGACUAGUCAUCAUGAAUUAUCAUGCGUCUUUUGUUUUCAACAAGCUGAGGACGAAAAACAUUUUUUCUUUUCAUGUCCUUUUAGUAAGGGAGUAUGGAACACAGUUUUAUCUUGGUUAGGGACAUCGUUACAAACUGGAGUCGAAGGUAGAGAUCAUUUUCUUUUAUUUGGUGAUUUUCUCAAAAUGAAAGACAAAGGUCGUGUCCGGUACUUGGUAUGGUUGGCAACCACUUGGAAUAUUUGGAAUCUUCGCAAUAAAGUAAUUUUUAAGGGCAAUAUUUCGGAUGUUUCGUCGUUAUUGAAGACAAUCAAACUUCAUUUUUUGUUGUGGUUCACUAAUCUGUAUGAGAGUAAGACUUGUACUCCUUUUCCUUUUUGGUGUUUAAAUCUUAUGUCUUGUAUUCUGAGCACUUAG